This is a messenger RNA of Nothobranchius furzeri (turquoise killifish), 3789 nucleotides long. The record is from RefSeq and is a predicted model, not a curated record. Lineage: Eukaryota; Metazoa; Chordata; Actinopteri; Cyprinodontiformes; Nothobranchiidae.
UUUGAAGUGUUUUAAGUUUCAUGUAAUUAAACGAAUCUGAAAUGUGCUAAAUAUAAUUAAUGGAUUUUGUUUUGUUAUAAGUGUCUUUUAAAUCCCUUUAUAUAUGGAUAAACAAAUUCUUACCUUUAAGAAAAAGUGGGACUCAGUCAUGUAGCGACAGUAUCUGUGAUCUUUUUGUUACAUUUACUAGUCUAAAAUAACUGGAGCAAGCACAAAAUGCAGUUUUAAAAUUAUUAAACGACAAAAGAGCUGUGAAAAUAACACAAUUAUGGAAAACUAAUUGUCCUCUUUUUCAACAUAACCAGACUAUUUGGACCUAUCUCAUAUUUAGACUUGUUGGUUAUGCAAUUAUGAAUUCAGCUCUACCAUAAAGUGUUAUUUAUUUAUUUAUUUAUUCACUUCAGACCAUUCAAACAAUUUAAAAUCAAAUGCAAAAUAAACAUUUCUUAUCUCGAGAAUUUAGAGAUUCUUUGGUCCUUAAAGGGGAGUAGGGAGAAGCUCAAGGCUUUUCAUUGCCCUCUCCCUCAACAUCUUUCCAUUUCCAAAAUCCAAAAUAAACAUCUCUACACAUACAUCACAAACAAAAUCAACAGGUAAAACUUAAACCCAGGGGUGUGAUUACUGGUUAAAGGGAGACUAGGCAGUUUUGGCUUGAUUUUAGCACCCCCUAGUGUCCGUUUAGUAGAACCGAAAUCAACUCUUAUCAGACUGCAGCACCAGGUAUGUCGGCUACAUUAUUUUUGACAAGUCCAACAGACUGGACCGGCAAAUGCCCAAUUCUGGCCACAGAGGACAGUGAGGAUCUGUAUGACAUUGAAUUAACCCUGUAAGUCAUUUACCCUGUAUGGUCAUUUUAGUACAUACUGGCUCAAGAAAAUUAUUUAAAAUUAUGAAAAAUUAGCUAAGUAUCCCUUUUAAGUGGGAGUUACUUUUUGUGAGUCGGGUUGGUUUCAAUAACUAUUUCACUAAUUAUAAACUUUUUUUUCUGAUUACUUGACUGACAAUAAAAUGUUGUAUUAUAUAUUUUAAAGUGUGAUUAAAGUUUGAAGCAUUACUAGGGUCAAUGCUAGUUUUGAUUACUGAGCUGAAUGACCCUGACUCAGGAAACGAACCGGAAGUCUCUUUUUUUCAAAACUAUUGAACAUGGUGAUAAGUAUACAAACAAAUUGCAUACAAAAUUGAACAAAGAAGAUGAAACAUAUGCCAGGGGGUGCACUACAUAAAUGUUACACACACCCAAAUAACUUAUAGGUGGUGCACACCGGAAGUCUCUUCGCAGAGCUCUAACUCUGGUGAAACACCCCAUCUGGUGGUCAACACCUGUCAUUGCAGCAGGAGGACGUGUUUAGGAAGUGGACACGAAGGUGGAGCGGAGAAGGAAUCGGAGGAAAGGGCGGAGGAAAAAGCCACCGAGUGCUGUGAGAAAUAAUGACAGUGACUUAGCACUCAGCCAAUUUAUUUCACUUAGCGUUCGCAUUUCCGGACUUUACAGAAAACCAGUGGUCAUAUUUUUGUGUAACGAAGAGCGUGAGGCCAAAAAUGUAAGUGAGCCUGGUGGGUAGACACGGCAGACCCGCCGCUAACGGUUACUGUAGCUAACAGCAAGGUGUACAGCGGUCUGCUAGGCAGUUAGCUGUGCUCAGGAGGAUGCGAGAAUGUCACGGGACUUUUAUUGAUCCGAUGGGGCAAAUAACGUGGGACCAGUGAUCGUAGAAAGCGACUUUGCAGGUAAAGAGAGUUUUAUCCAAACUCUCCACCUGCAGGUAAAAGGCAGCAACCCCAUCUCUGUUAGAAGAGUUCCUCCUCUUGGGACGAGCAGGGGACAUUGAGCUCCAGAGGCCAUGCGUCAAGGGUGAGUGGUGGUCGCUUCAGGGGACACACACAGCAUCAGGCGAGGAGGCAGUCUGGGCCGGUCCGUGUGGAGAUGAAGCUCAAACAGCGCUUGGUAGUGCUGUGUGCCGUGCUCCUUCUCCUGGGCCUGGCCAAGAUCUUCCUGCUGGAUGGAGGUGAAGGAUCUGCAGCCAGCCGGCGGGACCUCAGAGCCUUUCGUAAGAUGGAAGCUGGUCUUUCUCUCCCUCGAGGAGCUCACCUUACCCACACUCUCCAGUCCCCAUGGGAGAUAGCGAGCCAGUGGGUGGGCCCCAGAGAGGUGUACCCUGAAGAGACCCCUGAGCUGGCUGCUGUGCUCACCUCCCUGAGCUCCGUCAGGAUAGAACGGGCUGACGUGGGCUACAAGGGCACGCAGCUCAAAGCCCUGUUGGUGCUGGACGGAGGACAGAAAGUAGUCUUCAAACCCAAGAGAUACAGCAGGGACUAUGUGGUUGAAGGAGAACCGUAUGCAGGUUAUGACAGACACAAUGCAGAGGUGGCGGCUUUUCACCUGGACAGGAUUCUGGGGUUCAGGAGGGCCCCUCUGGUGGUGGGGCGCUACGUCAACCUGCGAACAGAGAUCAAGCCUGUGGCCACCGAUCAGCUGCUCAACACGUUUCUCAUGCAGGGUAACAACACGUGUUUCUAUGGGAAGUGUUACUACUGCCGGGAGACGGAGCCGGCGUGUGCAGAGGGAGAGAUGAUGGAGGGGUCGUUGACGCUUUGGCUGCCUGACGUCUGGCCUCUGCAGAAGCACAGACAUCCAUGGGGACGCACGUACAGAGAGGGGAAAUUAGCCAGGUGGGAGUAUGAUGAAAGUUACUGUGAGGCGGUGAAGAAGAUGCCCCCGUACGACGCCGGCCCGAGGCUGAUGGAUGUCAUCGACACAGCCAUUUUUGAUUACCUGAUCGGGAAUGCCGAUCGGCACCACUACGAGAGUUUUCAGGACGAUGGAGGAGCCAGUAUGCUCAUCCUGCUCGACAACGCCAAAAGCUUUGGGAAUCCCUCCUUGGAUGAGCGGAGCAUCCUGGCACCACUCUACCAGUGCUGCAUGAUCCGCGUGUCCACGUGGAAUAGACUCAACUUCUUGAAAGGAGGAGCUCUAAGCUCAGCCAUGCGCCAAGCCCUUGCCUUUGAUCCGAUCCAACCAGUCCUGGCAGAAACACACCUCCUGGCCCUGGAUCGGCGUCUGACCGGAGUCAUCACAACUGUGAAACAGUGCAUCGAAGCACAGGGCCCUGAUAACACUCUGAUAGAGGACCGAAUGAACCUCCCGCACCCUUAAAGUCUCAGCUGGGGUGAGGAAGCAGCUUUCAGUGGAGUCUAUCUGGCUCAAGAAGAAGAGCUGAAAGAGUGGAACCAUCAGCAGGACGGACUGGAGAUGGUUCCUUCCUCCUCUAUUCUUUUAUUGAAAUAGUUCUUCAACUUGACACUAAACUAUAAAAUCUUCCUCUCAGGAUUCUUUACAAUAGGACAAUGUGUUCUGGUACUACUGGUUUUGGAGGUACUUUCACCUUGUGCCAAAUCCUCCUCCUGGUCGUGGUCAUUCAUGUUCACGUUAGGAACUGCAGAGGAGCCACCAAGAUGCUGAGUUUCAGACUGUUGGAACCAAGAAAAAAAACUGUCAAAAUUUAAAUUAUGAAAUUUUAUUUUGAACUUGAAAGGAACCCAUUCUUUGAGCUGCGGUGGAACCUUAAUGGCAAAUGGACUCACUUUUGCUCAUUGGUGUAAAUAUUUAGAUAGUGACAAGGAUUUAUGAGUGGCGAGUAUGAAUUUGUGAAUUAUAUUAAAUGAAUAAGUGUGUGUGUGUGUGUGUGUGUGUGCGUGCGUGCACUGUCCAAGGAUGCUACUGAUGAGAUGGACUUGACUCAUGGAUGUGGGUUCGUUCCCGUAAUUAAAGUACAAUCCACUUAAUUUUAA